Saccostrea cuccullata (small rock oyster) is the source of this 609-nucleotide messenger RNA. RefSeq lists its product as uncharacterized. The record is from RefSeq and is a predicted model, not a curated record. The transcript has a single exon. Lineage: Eukaryota; Metazoa; Mollusca; Bivalvia; Ostreida; Ostreidae. The coding region runs from base 1 to 609 and encodes 202 amino acids.
AUGUGGAUUAACUUCAUGUACUUUCAGCUGAAAGAACUUGAUAUAUGGCCUUCUCGAGAAAUCAUUGAUAAACAUAUGCCAGAGGAUUUCUCGAAGAAGUUUCCCUCUACCAGGGUGAUUCUCGAUGCAACCGAGAUACCAUUUCAAAAGACGUCAGAUGUAAUUGCCCAGUCAGUGACAUGGUCUGGAUACAAGCAUCGCAAUACUUUAAAAACAAUGAUUGGUUGUACACCACGAGGUGCAGUUUCCUUUAUUAGUGAUGCUUUUGGGGGUUCUGCUUCCGACAGACAAAUCAUUGAGUGUUCUGAUAUAACAAAGCCAGAAUCAAACAGGUUUUUACCAAAAGAUAGUAUAAUGGCAGACAGAGGCAUUAUGGUGCAAGAUUUGUUUGCACCCAUGGAUGUGUUUGUUAAUACUCCUACAAUGCUUAAGGGAAAAUCUCAACUUGAACCAAAAGAUGUUGUAAAGGACAGGAGAAUUGCAUCCAAACGAAUACACGUAGAGAGAAUCAUUGGCCUUAGUAAGAGAUACAAAAUUCUAAGUUCUCCACUUCCAUCUAGCAAAUGUAUUCUUGCAUCUAGAAUAGUGUUUGUUUGCUUUUCUUUGUGA